CACUCUCCUAACCCCACUUGCAUGCUUAAAAGGGACGCAGAGACGAGCACUGGCUUCCAAUCGUGGCUGGGUGAGCCAUUCGUCCAGGGUAGGAGAGACAGAGCUGAUUAUUCUUUUCUUACUGUACAUCUCUCGCCAAAAAAGAGGAGACUUUACUGAGGAAGCAAGUUCAACUUUAAGAAACAAAACGAGACAGAUAUGCCACAGAACGUGGUGCUGGACGGGCCAGCCCCUUGGGGAUUUCGGCUUUCAGGAGGCAAAGAUUUUAACCAGCCGCUGACCAUAAGUCGGGUGACACCAGGCAGCAAGGCAUCUCGGGUCAACUUGUGUCCAGGAGACAUCAUCCUGGCUAUCCAGGGAGCGUCCACUGAUGGUAUGACUCACGCUGAAGCUCAGAACAAGAUCAAAGACUCCACCAAUCAGCUUUUCCUCAAGAUAGAGAGGCCAGAAACAAAGAUGUGGUCACCUCAGGUUAUAGAAGAGGGGAAAGUGAACCCAUUCAAAAUCAAUUUGGAGGCAGAGAAGCAAGACAUUGAUUACUUCGAACACAAGUUUAAUGUCAGACCAAAGCCCUUCAUAUCUGCAAGCCAAAAGAGUGAUACUACAUCCCAGAUGCUGAAGGGAAAUGUAGCUCCUCAGAUGCCUGGCACCCUGUCGGCUGGGUCCAAGGCAGCUCUUUCUGCACAGUAUAACUCCCCCAUUGCAUUAUACUCAGCAGACAAUGUCUCAAAUACACUGCAGCAGUCUCAGAUGUCCACUGUAGUCAGGCAGGCAUCACCCAGCCCUAAACCCCUGACGUCCCUUGAAGACUCUCAUGUGUACCGUAUGCUCCAGGACAACCAAGAGCAGCCACAUGAACCACGUCAGUCUGGAUCAUUUAAGGCCCUGCAAGACUAUGUGGAAAGUGAUGGCACAAGGCCCAUGGUGACUAGAAGUGUAAAAGCCCCAGUGACAAAACCCCAAGCCGCCACAACCUCACUCCAGAAGCUGCCUCUCUGUGAUAAAUGUGGCACUGGCAUUGUUGGACCAGUGGUGAAAGCUCGGGACAAGUACCGCCAUCCAGCCUGUUUUGUGUGCUCAGACUGCGGCUUGAACUUGAAGCAGAAGGGCUACUUUUUUGUGGAGGGACAGAUGUACUGUGAAGCCCAUGCUCGAAUGCGAAUGACCCCACCUGAGGGACAUGAUCUAGUUACUGUAUAUCCUACUGCUUAGAGGGACGGACAGUUGAAAUUAGACAACUGGUAUUGUUUGCAAUUAUUCCUUCUUGAUGUUCUGCUAUUCAUUUCUUAGUCAGAUCAUUAUUUUAGUGAUCAGAUCAUUACUACAUUACUGUUUACACCUGGUAUUAACAUGGCAUUGCUUCACUGUGUUUCGGGAAGCAUUCAGGGUGGACUGAAUUUAAAAGCA
Messenger RNA from Carassius carassius (crucian carp), 1407 nucleotides. RefSeq names its product PDZ and LIM domain 3b (gene pdlim3b). The transcript has 8 exons. Bases 199 to 1212 code for a protein of 337 amino acids. Gene Ontology annotation, cellular component: stress fiber; Z disc; filamentous actin. Gene Ontology annotation, molecular function: muscle alpha-actinin binding; actin binding. The record is from RefSeq and is a predicted model, not a curated record. NCBI's taxonomy places the organism in Eukaryota, Metazoa, Chordata, Actinopteri, Cypriniformes, Cyprinidae. Gene Ontology annotation, biological process: actin cytoskeleton organization; muscle structure development; heart development.